ACCAAUACCACCACCACAUCUCUGGGGGUAAUCAUUGUCACACUUAUUAUUGGAUCGACAAUAAUACAGCUACCGGUGCUGUUAUGUGCUGACAUCGGCGAUAAUAAUCAAAAAAAAACUAUUGAUUCACAUUUAGAGACAACCUUUGAUAGAGGUAUCGGUGAACCCAAUCCUCCAUUUGUUUUGGAGACUAAACGUGCGCUUUGUUUGGAUGAAAGUGUGAUUAAGUGUAAUAAUUCAGUUGAUCUUUGUUUUCACUCCAAUGCCAAAUGUGAUGGUAUUAGUGACUGUCCCGAUGGUUAUGAUGAAAAUGUGUCACUAUGUGGUUGUAUGGAUCACGAGUUUCCCUGUAAUGACACGUGUGUUGAUAGUAUCAAGAGAUGUGACACUAAAAUUGAUUGCACCGAUGGUACUGAUGAACUCAAUUGCGAGGGAUACGUCUGUCCGGUGACACACUUCAAGUGCGACAAUCAUUACUGCAUUCCCUUAGAAAAUGUUUGCGAUUUUCAUAACAAUUGUGGCGACAAUUCUGAUGAAUCCAAUUGCUCACAUCGGCGCUGUUGGUUUGGUGAGUACACGUGCGAUAGCGGACAGUGUAUUCAGGCCUACGCCGUCUGUAACGGCAAUAAUGAGUGCAUCGAUGGCAGCGACGAAAAGAGAUGUCAUCCCAACGAUUUUGUAAAAUGUGGAUCCGGAACAUUAAUACAUCGAAGUUUAUGGUGCGAUGGCAAACCUGACUGUCCCGAUAAUCACGCUGAUGAACAAAAUUGUCGAAAUUGUACCGAAUAUGAGUACCGGUGCUCUAACUCCCGGUGCAUUCCUAAUGGAAAUCUGUGCGAUACUGUAUGCGAUUGUGCGGACACGUGUGAAGAUGAAAAGUUGGCCGAUUGUCACAACUAUUACACACAAAUUAAUGGUCUCAGUGUAUGCAAGAGGUCAUCGACAGUUGCCUGUACUCUAUCGGAUAAUGGAAAGGUAGUCGAGCGGUGCAUUGCCAUCAACUACACGUGCAAUGGAUUCAAUGAUUGUCUGAGAAAUUUUGCCGACGAUGAGUACGGCUGCGAAUAUGGAGGAUAUACUGAAGAUAGUUGUAAAUCAUUGGACGACCAUUUUUGGUGUCCGACCGAAAAGCGCUGUCAACCACAAGUAAUCCGUUGUAAUCAUAUACCCGAGUGUUUAGACGGUGCCGAUGAAGUCAAUUGCGAUUACAAUAAAUGCGAUGGCUUUUUGUGCACAAACAGUCAGUGCAUUGAAUCGACUAAUAGAUGUAAUGGUAUUAUCGAUUGUUAUGAUAAAAGUGAUGAAACAUUUUGUGAUGACUACAAAUGUAUGAAUGGGUCUCAUAAGUGCAAUUCCGGUCAAUGCAUUCCAAAAAACUAUUGGUGCGAUUAUGUAGACGACUGUCCCGACAAAUCGGAUGAACUGAACUGUCCGGACAAGUACUCCGAGUGCUCUACCGAUGAGUUUCGCUGCGAUAACGGUCAGUGUAUUGGUCUAGAGUUUCGCUGUUUGGUAACCGCCGAUCAUCGAUACGGUUGCGCCGAUAGAUCCAAUUUGAGGAACUGUUCGCAUUGGAAGUGCGCCACCGAUCAGAUCAAGUGUGCCAACAGUUACUGUGUGGACGGACAGCUCAAAUGUAACGGCAAAAUUGAGUGCCCAAUGCUUUCCGAUUGGGCCGAUGAGGAAAAUUGCCCUUUUACGUGUUCAUCGGACACCCGGUGCCCGUGUAUUGACACUACUAUUAACUGUACAGAUGUUGGUCUCCAAACAAUUCCCGAUAACAUUGAAUUAGAAAUAUUAAGAAUGAUACUGAAAGGCAAUUAUUUGGGAAAGAGUUUGAAGCCUAAAAUGUUUGCCGGUUUCGAGCGGAUGCAUACAAUCGACUUAAGCGACAAUUAUAUCACAUAUUUACCCCCCGGACUAUUCAAGAAUCUAUGGAAACUAAGAAUAUUGCAUUUAAAGAAUAAUAUGAUUGAAAUUCUGGAUCCGCACACAUUUGCUGGUCUACCAAAUCUGGGAACAGUAACAUUAAUUGGAAACAGAAUACGAAUAAUACAUGAAUUUUCAUUUAGUGGUUUGACUUCAUUGAAUUCAUUAGAUUUAAGUCAUCAAAAUAUAGCACAUCUCUAUAAAAAUUCAUUUGUCGGCUUACGUUCAUUGAGUACACUUGAUUUAUCAAACAAUGUGAUUACUGAUAUUGAAGACGGAGUAUUCAGUGGUUUAAUCAAAUUGGCGUCACUAGACUUAUCGAAAAAUUCAUUGAACAAAAUGGGCGGAAAAACUUUUCUCGGAUUACAGUCAUUGAGGCUUUUGACAACCGAUGAAUUUCGUUUCUGUUGUCUGGCCCGACACGUGGAGACCUGUAACCCGGCUCCGGACAACAUGGAGUUCUCCUCGUGCGAGGAUUUACUGUCCAAUGCCUUACUGAGGAUCUGUAUUUGGGUACUGGGAGUGGUGGCACUGGUCGGCAAUAUAACUGUGAUAUGUUGGCGAAUCAAAUACCGGAUCACAAAUAAAGUCCACUCUUUUCUCAUCAUUAAUCUAGCGCUGGGAGACCUACUAAUGGGCAUAUAUUUGCUUAUUAUAGCCGGUGUUGACGCUUAUUAUCGUGGCAUAUACUUCAUAGUGGAUGGUAUGUGGCGUCAGAGCACUCUUUGCCAUUUCUCCGGAUUUUUAUCUACCCUUUCGUCAGAGUUUUCAGUUUUUACACUAACAGUCAUAACAUUAGACCGAUUCGUGACAAUAGUAUUUCCAUUGAAAUUCAGAAAAAUUAAAAUGAAAAACGCUAUAAUCAUAAUGAGCUUACUAUGGCUACUAUGUAUCGCACUAUCGAUUAUACCAUUAGUGGUACCGAUGCUUCAAUUUGACUAUUUUGACAACUUUUACGGCCGAUCCGGCGUUUGUCUGGCUCUGCACAUCACUCAGGAGCGGCCAAACGGCUGGGAGUAUUCGGUAUUUGUAUUUCUUGUGCUCAACUUUAUGUCGUUCACUACAAUAGCCGUCGCCUAUUUGUGGAUGUUUUUUGUGGCCAAAAACACGUCGAGCGCUGUCCGCACACCCGAACAUAAAAUCCAUAACCGUAUGGCCCGGCGUAUGAUGUUUAUCGUAAUGACCGACUUCUGGUGUUGGAUGCCUAUCAUACUGUUAGGCAUUAUAUCGUUUUAUGGCGUUAAGAUACCUCCACAGGCAUUUGCUUGGGUAGCCGUUUUUGUACUGCCACUCAAUGCGGCCGUCAAUCCCACUCUAUAUACACUAUCAAACCUUGUCUAUCGAAAGACUAGUUCACCGACAACUGCCGCCUCGUCAUUGAACCGCAGUUUCAAAGCCCGAAACGCUGAAAAAUCUAAUACAACAUUAACUCCAUUGAGAAUCUAA
Molecule: messenger RNA, 3375 nt
Organism: Oppia nitens
Lineage: Eukaryota; Metazoa; Arthropoda; Arachnida; Sarcoptiformes; Oppiidae
Product: G-protein coupled receptor GRL101-like
Exons: 24
Coding region: 331-3375 (1014 amino acids)
Biological process (GO): G protein-coupled receptor signaling pathway
Cellular component (GO): membrane
Molecular function (GO): protein binding; G protein-coupled receptor activity
Source: RefSeq, a predicted model, not a curated record